UUCAUAUUUCAUCAACAGAGAUUAGUGUGUAUGGCUAUAUUACUGUACAUGUUCCUCUUCUUCUCAUUUCUGACCCUUUGGGGUCUCUUGAUAAAAAAACACAAGAUACCAAAAGCUGCCCCAUCUCUUCCACCAGGGUCUAUGGGCUGGCCUUAUAUUGGAGAGACUCCUCAACUCUACUCUGAGGACCCGAAUGUAUUUUUUUCUCUGAAGCAGAAAAGAUAUGGAGUGAUUUUCAAAACCCACGUAUUAGGUUGUCCCUGUGUGAUGCUGGCUAGCCCUGAGGCUGCGAGAUUUGUGCUUGUCACUCAUGCUCACUUGUUCAAGCCUACCUACCCCAAGAGCAAAGAGAUACUCAUAGGCCCUUCUGCAUUGUUCUUCCACCAAGGAGACUGUCAUACAAGGAUCAGGAAGCUGGUUCAAACUUCUUUAUCCCCUGAAAGAAUCCGAAAACUUAUUCUUUAUAUUGAAGCCGAGGCUGUCUCUACUAUGGAGUCCUGGGUUUCUGCUGGUCAAGUCAUUAAUGUUUUUCAGAGCAUGAAGAAGUUCUCUUUUAGUAUCGGCAUCCUAUCCGUGUUCGGUCACUUGGACAGCAAUUACAGUGAGCAGCUUAAGGAGAACUAUUGCAUUGUAGAGAAAGGCUAUAAUUCUUUCCCAAACAGGAUUCCAGGAACUACAUAUUCCCAGGCAUUCUCGGCUAGAAGGAGAAUCCAAGAGAUUAUCAGGGAGAUAAUUUGCAAGAGAAAAGAGAAGAGAUUGAUGGAGGAGGACCUUUUGGGUCACUUGUUGAACUACAAGGACGAAAAGGGACAAACACUAACUGAUGACCAAAUUGCUGAUAAUCUAGUUGGGGUUCUAUUUGCAGCUCAGGACACUACAGCUAGUGUUCUGACAUGGAUUCUGAAGUAUCUCCAUGAUCACCAUAAGCUUCUUGAAGCAAUAGCAGAUGAGCAAAUGGCCAUUUAUGAAGCUAAUGAUGGAGGGAAGAAACCCUUGACAUGGGGCCAGACCAGAACGAUGCCACUUACUUACAGCGUGAUACUGGAAAGCUUGAGGAUGGCAAGCGUCAUAUCUUUCACCUAUAGGGAAGCAACGAUUGAUGUAGUGUACGAGGGGUAUCUCAUACCAAAGGGUUGGAAAGUGAUGCCAUUGUUCAGGAACAUCCAUCAUAAUCCAGAAUAUUUCCUCGAUCCUCACAAUUUUGACCCAUCAAGAUUUCAGGUUGCACCAAAACCCAAUACUUUUAUGCCAUUUGGAAAUGGAGCGCACUCUUGUCCUGGAAAUGAGCUUGCCAAGCUGAACAUGCUGAUUUUAAUUCACCACUUGGUAACCAAAUUAAGGUGGGAGGUGGUAGGACGUCACGGUGGAGUACAGUAUAGCCCAUUUCCAGUUCCUCUGCAUGGUCUUCCUGCAAGAUUUUGGAUGAGCCACUAGUCUCAACAUAAUGAAAUUAUAUCGUAUCUUGGAAGAAUGACAUUUAAGGAUUUAUAACUAAUUAUAUUGAAAUUCAAAACCUUAAAAAUAAAAUUCUUCCUAAGCACUACAAGAAUAAGUUACUACAAGUGCAUUUCCAGAAUAUCACUCGUCAUGAAGCUGUAAACUUCCAGAGAGCAGAAGAGAACUUAGAAUUCGUAGGUUUCUUUAAAUGACUUGAGAGAACAUGAAUUAUAAAUUUAACUCCUAAAGAAAAAUUCUGAUUUUUAGGGUCAUUAAUUGUCAACAUUUGAAGUUAUGAAUUCUUAAGUGUCAUUUUUCCUGGUAUCUUCUUUAAUUAACUAGGCACAAGUGUUUUUCUUCAUCAAGGUUCCAUUCUAAUAGUCUUGUCGCCUUUCUGAGAAGCCCCAUAUCUAUAACAUUUUAUCAUAAGGGCAGGGUGCCGUAAUGUGUACGAUAUUUAAGUUAAUAGAUAGAUUAUGCUGUAGUAAAAUCAAAUGCUAAUUAUCAUUUUUUUUUUAACUGUACCAGGAAGUUCUAAAAUCAUCUGUAAUUCGAGCAUAUAACUCAAGCAUUCAUACUUUUAUAACUGCUGCACACACGAGUUCUAAUAUAAUAUGGAACAGUACAGGCGCAAAUAUAGUACAUGAUUUAUAAUUUGAGAUUCAGGAACGUAUUUAACAAUAAAGAUCACGGACAGCAUCAAUAGGAUUAUCUCAAUCUACAUGGUACAAUUAACAGUUCAUAAACCAUGGCAUUGAGCCAACUGAUAAAAGAGCUUCCUGUGAUGAACUAAACUCCUAUUCUACAACGAUUCUUUCCCUUGGUCUCUACAGAAGUCAUUUGCUGGCAUUGAGAACUUUAACUGCGGAACAUUUUGCUUCUGGAAUGUUGACCUGAUUUAUACAUUGAAAUUUAAGCCUUUGGUUAUUAAACAUAAAAAAUAAAAAAUAACAAAUAACAAAGCCUUUAUCACACUAUUUUAUCAGUCUCAACUGAGAGGUGGUUGUUGCCUAGUGAUUAGUUAAGCCUUUCCUUGAGUCAAGAUUCUAGAUAAUGGCCACAGUCUAAAAGCAUUCAGAAGAUUGGAUUAAUUUAUUGAACAGAGAAGACAUGCACCAACGUGCAAAAUUAAUUUGUUGAUUAUAGAAGACACUCCAUGCGGAGUCAUAUUACUGAGUACAACAACUUAACAAAACCCGUAAGGUAAGUUGUUGACAGCAUAAUAUGGAUAUGCGAAAUCAAUGCUGAACAUUUCUAACAGUACUCUGAAGAACAUAGAGCACAAUCCAUGGGGAGGUAAGCUAGACGUGCAAAGUCACUCGAAAUAGCCAAAAUUAUAUGUGAGGUAGCGUGGAAGUGAAUACACUAGUGUGUAGGGACUCGCUACAAGAACAUGGAAUCACCAAUGCGAAGUUGAAAUUGAAAGUUCUGUGCACAGUACAUAAGCAUU
Prosopis cineraria is the source of this 2887-nucleotide messenger RNA. Its product is annotated as abscisic acid 8'-hydroxylase 4-like. Gene Ontology annotation, biological process: sterol metabolic process. The transcript has 9 exons. Gene Ontology annotation, molecular function: heme binding; iron ion binding; (+)-abscisic acid 8'-hydroxylase activity. NCBI's taxonomy places the organism in Eukaryota, Viridiplantae, Streptophyta, Magnoliopsida, Fabales, Fabaceae. The record is from RefSeq and is a predicted model, not a curated record. Bases 31 to 1434 code for a protein of 467 amino acids.